Messenger RNA from Yamadazyma jaroonii, 1350 nucleotides. The record is from the annotation of a GenBank genome assembly. NCBI's taxonomy places the organism in Eukaryota, Fungi, Ascomycota, Pichiomycetes, Serinales, Debaryomycetaceae.
AUGUCAGCUCCAGCUCAAAAUUAUAAAGUUGCCGAUAUCUCAUUAGCUGCCUUCGGUAGAAAAGAUAUUGAAUUAUCAGAAAAUGAAAUGCCAGGUUUAAUGCAUAUCAGAGAAAAGUAUGGUAAAGAUCAACCAUUAAAAGGAGCUAGAAUUGCUGGUUGUUUACAUAUGACCAUUCAAACCGCUGUUUUAAUUGAAACUUUAACUGCUUUAGGUGCUGAAGUUACUUGGUCAUCAUGUAACAUCUUUUCAACUCAAGAUCAUGCUGCUGCCGCUAUUGCUGCUUCAGGUGUUCCAGUUUUCGCUUGGAAAGGUGAAACCGAUGAAGAAUACUUAUGGUGUAUUGAACAACAAUUAUUUGCUUUCAAAGAUGGUAAAAAAUUAAACUUAAUCUUAGAUGAUGGUGGUGAUUUAACCUCUUUAGUUCAUGAAAAAUACCCAGAAAUGUUAGAUGAUUGUUUCGGUUUAUCUGAAGAAACCACUACUGGUGUUCACCAUUUAUAUAAAAUGGUUAAAGAAGCUGCUUUAAAAGUCCCAGCUAUUAAUGUUAAUGAUUCCGUUACCAAAUCUAAAUUCGAUAACUUAUACGGUUGUAGAGAAUCUUUAAUUGAUGGUAUUAAAAGAGCCACUGAUGUUAUGAUUGCUGGUAAAACCGCUGUUGUUGCUGGUUUCGGUGAUGUCGGUAAAGGUUGUGCCAUGGCUUUAAGAGGUAUGGGUGCUAAAGUUAUUGUUACUGAAAUUGAUCCAAUUAAUGCUUUACAAGCUGCUGUUUCAGGUUAUGAAGUUUUACCAAUGGAUGAAGUUAACAAAGUUGGUCAAAUUUUCGUCACAACUACUGGUUGUAGAGAUAUCAUCACUGGUAAAGAUUUCGAAGCUAUGCCAAAUGAUGCUAUUGUUUGUAACAUUGGUCAUUUCGAUAUUGAAAUUGAUGUUGCUUGGUUAAAAGCUAAUGCUGUUUCCGUUGUUAACAUUAAACCUCAAGUUGAUAGAUUCUUAUUAAAGAACGGUAGACACAUCAUCUUAUUAGCUGAAGGUAGAUUAGUUAACUUAGGUUGUGCUACUGGUCAUUCAUCUUUUGUUAUGUCAUGUUCUUUCUCCAAUCAAGUUUUAGCUCAAAUUGCUUUAUUCAACUCUGAAAAUGAAGCCUUCAGAACUAAAUACCCAGAAUUCGCUAAAACCGGUAAAUUCGAUGUUGGUGUUCAUUUAUUACCAAAAAUCUUAGAUGAAACUGUUGCUCAAUUACAUUUAUCUCAUUUAGGUGCUAAAUUAGAAAAAUUAACUGAUGUCCAAGCUGAUUACUUAGGUUUACCUGUCGAAGGUCCUUUCAAAGCUGAAUUCUAUAGAUAUUAG